This is a messenger RNA of Morchella importuna, 795 nucleotides long. RefSeq lists its product as uncharacterized. Gene Ontology annotation, biological process: ubiquitin-dependent protein catabolic process. The coding region runs from base 1 to 795 and encodes 264 amino acids. The transcript has 5 exons. The record is from RefSeq and is a predicted model, not a curated record. Gene Ontology annotation, cellular component: proteasome core complex, alpha-subunit complex; nucleus; proteasome core complex. Lineage: Eukaryota; Fungi; Ascomycota; Pezizomycetes; Pezizales; Morchellaceae.
AUGGGUUCCUACGAUAGAGCUCUCAGCGUCUUCAGUCCCGACGGCCACGUCUUCCAAGUCGAAUACGCCCUCGAAGCCGUCAAACGCGGCACCUGCGCCGUCGGCGUCAAAGGCGCCUCCAUCGUGGUCCUCGGCUGCGAGAAGCGCUCCGCAAUGAAGCUGCAGGACACCCGCAUCACGCCCUCCAAGAUCGGCCUCGUCGACAACCACGUCUGCCUCGCCUUUGCCGGCCUCAACGCGGAUGCUAGAAUCCUCGUUGACCGCGCCCGCCUGGAGGCCCAGAGUCAUCGUUUGACUGUAGAGGACCCGGUGACUAUCGAGUACAUCACAAAGUAUGUGGCGGGCGUGCAGCAGCGCUAUACGCAGAGUGGGGGCGUGAGGCCGUUUGGGAUUAGUACGCUCAUUAUUGGGUUUGAUCCGAAUGAUAAGGUGCCGAGGUUGUAUCAGACGGAGCCGAGUGGGAUUUAUAGUGCUUGGAAGGCAAACGCAAUCGGCCGCUCCUCAAAGACGGUGCGCGAGUUCCUGGAGCGCAACUACAAGGAAGACAUGGACCGCGAGGAGACCAUCAAGUUGACUGUCAAGUCGCUCCUUGAGGUUGUCCAGACGGGCGCAAAGAACAUUGAGAUUGCAAUCAUGGAGCCUGGGAAGGAGAUGGAGAUGAUGUCGGUCGAGGCGAUCGAGACUUACGUCAAGGACAUCGAGAAGGAAAAGCAGGAGGAGGCGGCCCGGAAAAAGACCCGUGGGGGCGGAAGCGGCGGACAGGCGGGUGGUGCGACGUCGGCGUCGUCGUCGUAG